Molecule: messenger RNA, 805 nt
Organism: Cuscuta campestris
Lineage: Eukaryota; Viridiplantae; Streptophyta; Magnoliopsida; Solanales; Convolvulaceae
Source: the annotation of a GenBank genome assembly
AUCGCUGUUCUGGUCAAAUUUUUCAAAAAAAUAUCCGUUGCACCUGCUUUAAUUGCUCCAACAACUCUUUUUUUCAAAUUCUUGAACGUUGGCCACCCUCUCUCCUAUAUAUUUGGACCCCCUCUUCUCAUCUUUACACACACAAACACAAACUUCUUCAAUCUCCUUGCAUAUUUUAUCCUCUCUAACAUUCUUUUUGAGAUUUCUUCAUCACCAUGGCCAAAGAUAAGAACAGGGCAGGAGCUUCCGGAAAAUCCAAGGCAAAAUCCCGGGCACCGGUAACCAAUCCCGAGGAUCGCAUCGACUACAACGAUGGGACGUAUCUCUGGUUCGAUUCCGAGGAGGAGCGCACCCGUUUUCUCACCUUCUUCUCUAAACGGGUUGUGGCUCCCCCACGAAUCAUCCCGGAGCGCUACCCGGAGCUGCAAGGCUACGACGACCUUGACGCACAGCUUCAUCAAGCCGGUCUUUGGCCGUUCGUCUCCCGGGCACGCAAGGAGAUCAACCCGGCACUAAUUCGGGCCUUCUACUCCAACCUCCGCUGUGAGGACGACGUGCUCUACUCGCUCGUCAAGAGCACGCCGAUCGAGCUCACUGUGGAGCGGUUUGGACGCAUCGCCGGCCUCCCCUUCCAAGGCGACGAUGUGUCACACUAUGGUGGAGAGGAUUGGGUGCUCAACAACGAGGGCCUUAUCCUCAACGAGCUUGGCAUCACCGAGCUCAAACGCCAUGCCUCAGGCCGCCCAACCAUCCACUCCGCCAAACCCGAAGGCCGCCUGGUCCUCUACAUCGUCACCCGAAUCCU